AUGGCGUCCUGCCUGUUCGAGUGUCUGUGUGAGGCGGAUCUGGAGAAAUACUACCCGCAUUUCAUGGCUGUGGGACUGCAAAGGAUUGAGGAGCUGGCGAGGAUAACGAUGAAGGAUUACUCCACGCUGGGGGUUCACAACAUGGAGGACCGCAAGCGCCUCUUCCAGCUUAUUAAAAUCAUCCAAAGUGUGUCCGAAGAAGACCGGACUCCUCUGCAGCCCGGCUGCGUGUACCUGCAGCCCGCAGCGAGCCGCUCCGCCACCCGACGGCAGCUGCAGUUUGAUUCUUCCCUGGAGAUGGAGAGAGGCGCGUUUUCACCGCCUCAAUUCUGCAGCUUGUCCCACGCCUGCUGUCCGAACCCGCCGGGACCAACGGACCCGCCGGCGGAACCUCAUCACGCCAGGAAAGUCCCUCCGACAGAAUUACAUGACGAUUCCCCCUAUGCCGCGAAGACUCCUAAAGCUGGCAAGGGCCCGGCCGCCGGCAUCGGUGACAGCGAGGUCCCCGUUGUUCACAGGGUCACCCAUGUGUCCGGGUACAACUACGGGGUUCCACAGACGUGUUUAAGGUCUGGCGCAUCUGAGAAAGAGAGUCCUUGGACGCAAACCGAGAAAAUCCGAGUGUGCGUCCGCAAGCGCCCUCUCGGGCUAAGGGAAGAGAGACGGGGAGAGGCGAAUGUGGUUACGGUGGAGAAUAAUGAAACCAUAUCGAUUUAUGAAAGAAAAGAAGCUGUUAACCUGAAAGAAUAUGUUCUCCAGCACGUGUUUUACUUCGAUGAGGUGUUCAGCGAGAAGCUCAGCAAUCAGGACGUGUAUCUGAAGACCGCGCAUCCCCUCAUCCAGCAUGUGCUAAAUGGAGGAAACGCUACGUGUUUUGCGUACGGCCAGACCGGGGCUGGGAAAACGUUCACCAUGAUCGGUACCCCGAAGAGCCCGGGGCUGUACGCUCUGGCUGCAGAAGACAUCUUCGAGCAUCUGGACAGCAGCCGCGCCAGGAGCGAACGCUGUGUUUGGAUCAGUUUCUAUGAGAUUUACUGCGGGCAGCUUUAUGAUCUGCUGAACGGGAGAAAAAGGCUGUUUGCAAGAGAAGAUGGCAAGCACGUGGUGCAGAUUGUGGGACUGCGUGAAGUACAAGUCAGAAACGUGGAUUUACUGCUGGAGAUUAUCCUGAAGGGUAGCAAGGAGCGAAGUACGGGGGCUACAGGCGUGAAUUCGGAUUCUUCGCGCUCUCACGCUGUCAUCCAGAUCCAGCUGAAAGACGCCGGAAAUCGGAAACUGGGGCGAAUCUCGUUCAUUGAUUUAGCCGGCAGCGAGAGAGCCUCUGAUUCCAGAGAGUCUGAUAAACAGACCAAGAUGGAAGGAGCUGAGAUUAACCAGAGUCUGCUUGCUCUGAAAGAAUGCAUCCGGGCGCUGGAUCAGGAGCAGGCUCACACACCUUUUCGGCAAAGCAAGCUCACUCAGGUAUUAAAGGACUCGUUUAUUGGGAACUCCAAAACAUGCAUGAUUGCUAAUGUAUCUCCGAGCCACGUGGCUACUGAGCACACACUCAACACCUUGCGCUACGCAGACAGGGUCAAAGAGUUGAGAAAGGGGAUAAAAUGUGCCACGUCUUGUGGCAGCCGCACCAGAGCCGCGUGCCCGUCCCCGAAACGCGUGCAGAAUUCAUCUUCAAUGCUUGGAGAAAAGAUCUCCCCGAAGAAAGUGAAGCUGGGAUCACAGACCACGUCAACCUCAAACAAAGUAAAGGCCAAGCAAUGUUCCUCUGUCUUCCAUCCCACCAAUGGCCCGCUCUCGUCCACCCCAAAGACCCACAACAAGGCCAACGGUUGGAAAGAAAACCCCGGCCAAGCUUGGCUGAAUCACGCUACUCCGGGUAAAGGAGCUGUCAGGCCGGGAAACGCUGGGAAAAAGAAAAGCGAAAACCAAGCGAACAAUAAAAAUUCUAUUGAGAGUAAAACAGAGAUAAGGAGUGAGUUAAAAGGGUCAGAGGUGACCGGUAAUCCUUCUUGGAGCCAGCAGAGAAUCCAGGCAGUACAUCCAGUGCAGAAGCCAGCCGUCCCGAGCACCGGGGUGUCCUUCAGAGGCCAGAACUCUCAAAUAACUUCCUAUGAGGAUGAAAGUGCGCUUUACAAAGACCCAGAAACAGAUUCGGGGUGUUGGGGUACCAAAUAUCCACAGCAAACCGACAGAGAGCAGCAUCUGAGAUCUUUCCACCAACAGUUUCAACAUCCGCCGAUUCACCAGCAGAACCUGCGCUAUCAACCCCUGGAAAAAGGAGCGCUCCUCGAAGACCUCGAUGACAGCGACUUCAGCGAAGACUCCUUUUCAUACAGCGCCACUCGUAAGAAAGGCAGGAAAGAGGAGACCGUACGCGAGAGGCUGUCGUUUUUCCUACACCAAAGGUCUCCAGGAGCGGAGGCGACAGAACCAAAAGACGAACCGGGAGACUCAACCUUUAAUUUGUCCCAAGAGUUCACCCGGGUCUGCGGCUGGACCUGUGGAAACAGCUCUGCAAGUUUAAAACAUCAGGCCGAACGCGUUGACAACGAGCAGCCGUACUUUUGGAGCUCUGGAGAAGAUUCCUUCAGCGUCCGUAAUUCAUCAACGAUCAGUAAUAUCCCCGAAAAGCCUUAUUUCUCUCAGGAGGACCUAACAGGUCGGUUAAAGAAACCAACCAAUCAGCCAUGGGCACACAACCUCAUACAAAGCAUCGGUGUUCUUCCUAGCGAUCUGUCCUCCUUACCUCAGGAAAGCGAUCAAUCUGUUUCUAUUAAGGCUACAGAAGAAACGGGGGAAAAUGUAGAAGACGCAUCUGAAAGAAACGACGGGCGUUAUGACCAUCAAAGCGCGUUACACGAGUCCAGCUCGGGGCCGAUGCCCCCGCUGACAGCGUCUCUUCUGCAGGAUAACUGGUCGGUGGAACUCAUGCGGGGUUUCGGGACUAUGGGGUCUUCUGAGAGAUCUGGGGAUGUUUCUAAGAAUUUGGGUUCCGACAAAGCAUGGACUGGAGGGGCUGAUCUGGAUCCUGCCAACAGCAGCGCCGAUGACAAAUCUGUUGGAAGGAACAUAUUUGAUUUUGUCCAGCAGGUGCUUCAGCGAGAUGGAUCGGUAGAUCUGGACAAGGCCCGCCAGGUGUGCGGUGGCUCGGAUAGUCGCAGUGGUGGCUCUUCACGGUUAAGUCUAGGACAGGAAUUCCGAGACAAAAUAUCGACUCUGGAGGCAAAUCUCAGUCUCUCGCCAGUAUCUAGAUCGAGUGACACCCUCAGCCGAGGCUCUUCUCUGGACUGUGCUAGACGCGGCGAACCCCCGGGCGUUCUGCACUAUGACGCCGAUACCGAGGAGAGCCAAGUCAAAAUGAAGGCUGCUGAAAAUACCCCGGAACGCAACGAGAAAUGCAAAAGCAGAUGUCGGGAGGAUUCUGGAGACAGGAAACGGGCGUCUGAUGUUUCUCCAGAAAAUACCCAUAGAUCCGUCACAAACUCGAAUCCCGAAUCCAGCAGCCCUGCCGGGCCAGGGGGUCUUCCUCCGUCCGGUCGCCACUCCGGAGAUUUAGAGAGGAAAUCUUCAAAAGUCCCCUUUGACCUGGACUUUAGAGAAAGUGACCUGGAGGACCUCAAAUCCACAUUCAUGAAAUGUACGCGGCGAGGGACGCGAGAAGAACGGAACCCAUACUGUGCGGCCAUCACCGGGAGCCCUAGAAACGCGGCAGCCGAGAAUAGCCAUGCGCAGCCUGCAGAUGCGCCAAACCCACCUGCGAGACCCCUGGAUAAAGCCCAGGAACUCGUGGUCCGAGCGCAUCGGGAACAGCUGGAUGACGUGGCGGCCUUGUGUUCCAGAGAGGAGCUGCUCUUGAGCCAAGUCACAAAUUCAGAUUUUAAGGAAUAUGUCGCCAAACUCAACGAGCUCCUGGUGCUGAAAUGGAAGUGUAUCCAUGGCAUGCGUGCGCAACUGCAGCUCUUCAUGGCCUGUCCCCGGAGCGGAGCUAGCACCGACCGGGCGGGAUCGCCCCAACAGCCGCUGUAGGCGAUAUUCUAAAUAACAGCCUCGGGAAUCAAGGUUGGUCUCAUGAAUUCGCGACGGCAGAACAAACGACUAAAUCGAAACAAAGCGCACUUUUACAUCGUUAAGGACAUCUUGGUGAAACGGUGAGAGGUCAUCUAACGCGCCUUACCCUGAUGUUACGCAAGGAAGAC
Molecule: messenger RNA, 4193 nt
Organism: Spea bombifrons (plains spadefoot toad)
Lineage: Eukaryota; Metazoa; Chordata; Amphibia; Anura; Pelobatidae
Gene: KIF24
Product: kinesin family member 24
Exons: 12
Coding region: 1-4023 (1340 amino acids)
Biological process (GO): microtubule-based movement
Molecular function (GO): ATP binding; microtubule motor activity; microtubule binding
Source: RefSeq, a predicted model, not a curated record